Molecule: messenger RNA, 9154 nt
Organism: Synchiropus splendidus (mandarinfish)
Lineage: Eukaryota; Metazoa; Chordata; Actinopteri; Syngnathiformes; Callionymidae
Product: NACHT, LRR and PYD domains-containing protein 12-like
Exons: 13
Coding region: 197-3673 (1158 amino acids)
Molecular function (GO): protein binding
Source: RefSeq, a predicted model, not a curated record
GACGCGCUGAACCAGAGGGCGCGGUUCGAUUCCCGUCUGAUCUGAAGGCUGCUUUUCACUCCAGUGUUUCCAGUCUCUCGAGCUCCGAUCAUCCAGGCGGUGGUGGAACACACUCACACACGCGGUGACUCACUGCUGUGGAUCAUCGAACACAAUCUGAGAUCACAACUUUGGACCGGAACAACUGAGCUCCGACAUGGACCCGAGACUGAGGAGGGGAGCCUCGCUCACAGCUGCAGCACAGAAGAGGGACUACACCCUGAAGCAGGAUGAGAUUAUAAUCCAGCCUCCAUCACUUGCCUUUGGUCGUCUGGAGAAGAUCUUUUGGAGACAUAACGGCGAGAAAGUUGCUACAUUCGACGGCAGCAAACAACAUUUCUACGGCUCCUAUGACGACAGAACCAUACUGGACCGGUUUAGUGCAACACUCUGGAUCAGAGAAGUGCAGUUGGAGGACAGAGGAGAAUAUGAGCUGGAGGUUUGGGUCAAAGAUCAGAACCACCAGACUAAAAAAGAGUAUCAUCGUUGGGAGGUGACAGCUGAAGUGUCCAUCACCAGUGUUUCCUGUGAGAUGGAUGGUGACCACCAGGCAAAGCUGGUCUGCUCUGCUGAGUCCAGUCACCCUCAGCUACUGAACUAUGAGUGGAGCUUCAAUGGAACUAAACAUCGCGGCUCCAACCUGACGAUUGGCCUGGAGGAGGAACAUGACGAGACGGUGUUCACCUGUCGUGUCAGCAGCCCUCUGAGUGAAGACAAAGCUACUUUAGCAGCCAGGAAAUGUUACCCAGAAACUCCAGAGUCUGUGGUGCCGACUGUGGUCCCCAUCGUCGCCGUGUUGAUGGUGGCUGUGCUUCUGAUUGUGGGCCUGGUGGUCUGGAGGAGACGUAAAGGUUCACCUGAGGAAGAGAACCAGGCCAGAGAAGAACAUCCUCUCAUGAAGUGGCCCUCCGACUCUGUGGAUCAGGGAAGUCGUGCUGCUGACUGUGCAGGGCGACUGAAGAGGAGGCUGAAGGAGCAGUUCCACAGUGUGUCUGAGGGGGUCGCUAGAGCAGGAAACUCUGCCCCUCUGAAUCAGAUCUACACAGAGCUCUACAUCACUGAGGGGGGCACAGAGCAGGUCAACCAGGAGCACGAGGUCCGACAGAUCGAAGAAGCAACCAGGAGCCAGACCAGACCAGGAACUACCAUCAGAGCAGAAGACCUCUUUAAAGCCUCAGCUGACACAGAGCGACCAAUCAGGAGCCUGCUGACGAAGGGCGUGGCUGGCAUUGGGAAGACCCUCCUGACACAGAAGCUGACUCUGGACUGGGCUGAAGACAAAGCCCACCAGAACUUCCAGCUGGUGUUUCCUUUCACCUUCAGAGAGCUGAACCUGCUGAAAGAGAAGCAGUUGAGUUUAAUGGAACUUGUUCAUUACUUCUUUCCUGAAGCCAAAGACUCAGGACUCAGCAGCUUUGAAGGAGUCCAGGUUCUGUUCAUCUUGGACGGUCUGGACGAGUGUCGACUCCCUCUGGACUUCAACAGUCGGGUCCUGACAGCAGCUACAGAGUCCACCUCAGUAGACGUCCUGCUGACCAACCUCAUCAGGGGGAACCUGCUUCCCUCAGCUCAGCUCUGGAUCACCACACGACCUGCAGCAGCCAAUCAGAUCCCUCCUACGCGAGUGGACAGGGUGACAGAGGUCAGAGGCUUCACUGACCUCCAGAAGGAGGAGUACUUCAGGAAGAGGUUCAGAGAUGAGGAGCAGAGCACCAUCAUGUCUCACAUCAGGAGCUCACGAAGCCUCUACAUCAUGUGUCACAUCCCCAUCUUCUGCUGGAUCACUGCCACAGUUCUGGAGGACAUGUUGAAGAGCAGAGAGACCAGAGAGCUGCCCAAGACCCUGACUGAGAUGUACAUCCACUUCCUGGUGGUUCAGGCCAAAGUCAAGAAGCUCAAAUACCAUGGAGGAGCUGGGACAGACGAGGUUUGGACACCUGAGAGCAGGAAGAUGAUGGAGUCUCUGGGAAAACUGGCUUCUGAGCAGCUGCAGAGAGGAAACUUGAUCUUCUAUGAAUCAGACCUCAGAGAGUGUGGCAUCGACAUCACAGCUGCUGCAGUUUACUCAGGAGUCUUCACACAGAUCUUCAGAGAGGAGAGAGGACUGUACCAGGACAAGGUCUUCUGCUUCGUCCACCUGAGUCUUCAGGAGUUUCUGGCUGCUCUUCAUGUCCACCUGAAGUUCUUCAACUCUAGAGUCAAUCUGCUAGGUUCAUUGCUAACAUCAAUACUAUCAAGAAUCUUCAGAAAGAACUUCCAUCCAGAACAGUUCUACCAGAGAGCAAUAAAUGAAGCUGUAGAAAGUCCAAAUGGACAUCUGGACUUGUUCCUGCGCUUCCUCCUGGGUCUUUCUCUGCAGACCAACCAGAGGCUCCUUCCAGGUUUGUUGACCCAGACAGGAAGUAGCUCCUGGACCCAUCAGGACACAGCAGAGUUCAUCAGGAAGAAGAUCAGUGAGAAAGUGUCUCCAGAGAGAAUCUUCAAUCUGUUCCACUGUCUGAGUGAACUGAAGGUCACUUCUCUGGUGGAGGAGGUGAAUCAGCUGCUGAGAUCAGGAGCUCUCUCCACAGGUCAACUGUCUCCUGCUCAGUGGUCCAGCCUGGCCUUCAUCUUACUGUCCUCAGAGGAAGAUCUGGACGUGUUUGACCUGGAGAACUGCUCUGUUUUAGAGAAGGUUCUUGAGAGGCUGCUGCCGGGGCUCCAAGCCUCAAAAGACGUUCAACUGAGAGAGUGGAGCCUGUCAGAGAGAAGUGGUUCCCUUCUGUCCUCAGUCCUCAGCUCUCCGUCCUCUAGUCUGACACAACUGGACCUGAGUGGCAACUGGGACCUGAAGGAUGCAGGAGUGGAGCUGCUGUCUGCUGGACUGAAGAGUCCACACUGUCACCUGGAGACUCUCAGAAUGAUCGACUGUGGACUGUCAGAGAGAAGUGGUUCCCUUCUGUCCUCAGUCCUCAGCUCUCCGUCCUCUAGUCUGACACAACUGCACCUGAGUGAGAACAUCAACCUGGAGGAUGCAGGAGUGGAGCUGCUGUCUGCUGGACUGAAGAGUCCAGACUGUCACCUGGAGACUCUCAGCCUGAGGUGCUGUGAACUGUCAGAGAGAAGUGGUUCCCUUCUGUCCUCAGUCCUCAGCUCUCCGUCCUCUAGUCUGACACAACUGGACCUGAGCUUCAACAGGGACCUGAAGGAUGCAGGAGUGGAGCUGCUGUCUGCUGGACUGAAGAGUCCAGACUGUCACCUGGAGACUCUCAGCCUGAGCAGCUGUAAACUGUCAGAGAGAAGUGGUUCCCUUCUGUCCUCAGUCCUCAGCUCUCCGUCCUCUAGUCUGACACAACUGGACCUGAGUAAGAACUGGGACCUGAAGGAUGCAGGAGUGGAGCUGCUGUCUGCUGGACUGAAGAGUCCACACUGUCACCUGGAGACUCUCAGUCUGGUACAGUGUAGGAUCUCGGAGAGAGGCUGUGCUUCUCUGGCCUCAGCUCUGACCUCUAACCCCUCCCACCUGAGAGAGCUGGACCUGAGCUCCAACCAUCCAGGAGGAGCAGGACUGGAGCAGCUGUCUGCUGGACUGGAGAGUCCAGACUGGAGGCUGGAGACUCUCAGGCUGGACGACUGUGGACCAGAGUGGUUAUAGAUCUGACCUGAAGAAGUGUGAACUGACUCUGAGUCUCAGCAGCCGCUGCCGUCAUCAUGGAGAGUUUCCAGCUCUUCUGAGGCAGAGUCUCAGUGGAGAGCAGCACAGAGAAAGAGUCCUCAACAGCAGUCAGAGAAGAAGCCUCCACCCUCACAGAAGCUCUUCAUCUGUGGAGACGCUUCUGUCUUCAACGCCCCAAACAGCUCAGAUGUCCAGCUUUUGCUCUUGUUUUCCAUGACUCCUUCAUGCCACUUCCUCUCUGAAGCCUUCAGUCGUGUCCAUGACUUGAACCCUGAUAUGAGCCCUUUGAUGUGGACACUUGAGGAGCCUGUGUUUUGGACACGUGGACUUUGUUCAUCACAUGUCACUGGCUGAAAUGAUCUUCCUCUGAAUGCAAACCGACAGAUGCUCAUGACUCAGUAGGAACAGGGCUGUUUGACUCACCAUGUGAUCUUCUUCUUCUCACCAAGGUAGUUCCAAACACAAGACCAUGUACCUGAACAAUGUCUUUUAGAAGUCAGCAGUGACUCAGUGAGAAGCUACGGAGAAAUGGUGUGAUGAGGUCACCAGCUGAGACCUCCAACCACGGCCUCCUGAUAUGGUGUGGGAAGAUCAACCUGCCAUUUGAUGUCUGCAGGUCUUUCAACAAGCUCUGUCACGGAUCACUUUGCCUCGUUUUGGACUCAACUCUUCCACAGUGAAUAAACAGCAGUUGGAGCAUGGUCCUCCCUGACUGUGUCGUCUCGCUUCACUCUUGAUCAGCAGACGAGGCGUGUUCAGCAGCCACUUUGUUCCCAGCAGCUCCGCAUCCAUAGCCAACCCCUGCCACCCGGUUCAUACAGCGCAUGCUCAUUCCCACAGUGUAGCAUUCUGGGUCAUGAAGUUCAACUCACUUCAUAACAUCACAUCUUCCCUCCUAUAAAAAGAUAUGACGACAUUCUAAACGUCCCAGUCUCCUCAGCUUAUUACAGACACAACUUAAACUGCCAUUGCGAAAUAUUUCAGUGAAACUUUUUAGCUUUGAAAUGACCUACACGCGCUAAACAUCCACAGCAACACACACACCGACAUUCCUUUUUUUUUUUUUUCUUUACAUUAUAAGCAAGUAUUUAACAACUUUCAUUCAACCUCGUGGGUGGCUGCAUAUGUCUCUGCAACUUUGAUUGAUUGACUGCAGCAUUUGAUGGUCCGGACUCUGUUGCAACAUCUGAAUCUGAGUGGACAGAAGUGUCUGAUUCUGCUGUGUCAUGUUGAACAGUCUCCUUAGCUGCAAAGUCUUCCUUCGUUGUGUGUAGUUGAAGGUCUGUGCAGUUUCUCCUCAGAGACGAUCCCUCUGCACUUUUGUAGAUCAGCAAGUGUCUCUGAAAGUCAUCUCUGUCCAGUGCUUUCUUCAUCAUCCUUUUCACAGCGUUCACAGAGCUCUCUGCCAGUCCCUUGGAUUUUGGAUAGUUCUGGCUGUAAUAUGUUGGAAAGCCCAUUCACUGGCAGAGGCAGCUCACAUGGGUCUUGAGACAGCUGAUGACUGCUUUGCUCGUGGUUGAUUGCAGUCCUCCAACUUCAGAAAUAAUCUGUUGUAAUCUGAUGUAGUUCUUCUCUGUGUAAUGAAACAGAUCAGCUCCCACCUUACAGUUACGGUCUGUGGGCCACAGGGCGACUCACAAGUGGCUCUGCCUGCUGUUUUUGCCUGUGGAUUAGACAAGGUUGACAUGCUGCGGCUGCUGUUUGGCUGUUUUCUUGAUGUAUUCUCGGCCAGUACAUCACUUCUCUUGCCCUGCGUUUACGCUUGACUUCACCAAUGUGGCCUUCGUGGAUCUUUGGAAGCCUUUGUUCACGUCGUGAGCAUGGAAUAACGAAUUGACUCCCUCUCAUCACGAUGCCAUCCGCCACUGAAAGCUCAGCUCUACAUUUCCAAAAGUCCUGUAUUUUCACUGGGCAGUCUCUCUUGUUUUCAGGCCACCCUGUCUGUAUCGUAUGUUGGAGCUCUGUCAUGGUUGCAUCUGCAUUGGUUUCUCUCCGUAUUUGUUCUGACCUGUCUGCACUUACAGGCAAUGAUGCCUGUCCACGUAUGUCUGUAUCUCACUGUCAGCAUUGUCUCCCUUAUCCACAGCCCUGGACAAGGUGUCAGCAGUGAACAUGUACUUUCCUUGUGUAUAUGCCAUGUGCACAUCAUAGUUCUGCAGCUUGAUUAACAUACGUGCAUAAACAGGACAGUCAUUUCAAGGUUUCACCAUGAUGGACAGCAAAGGUUAAUGGUCUGUUUCUAUUUCAAACGUUUGGUCAUAGACAAACUGAUGGAAACAAUCACAGGCAUAUACACUUACAAGAAGCUCUUUUUCAAUCUGUGCAGAAUCGGAAAACUUUAUUAAUCCCAAGGAAAAUUAUGUUCAUAACAUGCUCUGUACACAACAUAUCACAAUAAAAUGAAAAAGAAAUACCAUCAUAAAGUGCAAAAAGCCAUACAAAAGAGCUUAGAAACAAUGUGCAAGAAAAAGCAGAUUCAAGGACAGAGUGAACAGAAAAACGUGCCAACUUCACUGUCGUCUUUUCAGGGAUGAAUUGUACAGUUUUAUUGCCACAGGAAGAAAGGAGCUCCUCUGGUGCUCAGUCUUUGAGAUGGGUCGUCUCAGUCUAUUGGACCACGUGCUUCUGCACUGGACCAGGAGCGGAUGGAGGGGGUGGGUGAUGUUGUCCAGGAUGCUCCUUCGUUUCAGGAGCAUGCUUCUCUCCAUAACCGUCUCCAAGGAGUCCAGUUGGACGUAAAACUCCACAUAGCUGGUUGGCGCAGGAUUUGAGCACCACUGGCCUGACACCAUCCGGGCCCACUGCCUUGCCUGAGUGGAGGCUCUCAGCUGAUUCCUGUGAGGUGGGUGAAGGUGUGAGCUGGGGGUCCAGUUCUUUCGCAGGACAAUGGGAGAGGAUCCGGGGGGAGGGGAGGCGUCAAUAGAUCCGAGGGCACUGAUGGGGCACAGACCGCAGUAGGGAUCCUUGUUGUUGUUGAUGGUGGGGGGUGGACUGGUGCCUCUGUGUCCAAUCUGUUGAAAAACCCGUUCAACCACCUUGCUGCUCUGAGGUCUGUAGCCAGUGAUGGUUUUCAUGCCACUCCUCCCACAUAUAUUGUUCGUCUGGAGUUUGCAUUCCAUCUUCCUCCUGAAGCUUUCCUUGGCCUCCCUGAUCUUCACUUUCAGCUCACGCUGAAUCAUCCGCAGCUCAUCCAUACUGCCUGCUCUGAAAGGCCUCUUUUUCUAUUGAAGAUAGUUUUAAUGUCCUCUGUCACCCAGGGUUUGUUGUUAGGGUAACAUUUCACAGUCCUUGUUGGGACACUGGAGUCCACACAGAAAUGUAUGUCGUUGGUAAUACACGCCGUCAGUCCGUCGCUGUCGUCUCCACAAGAUUCACAGAGAACGUCCCAGUCAGUGACCUGGCAGCAGCCCUGCAGUGUCACCACUUCUGAACCCAUCUAGUAAGAGCUGGCUGCCUCCUCACCAGGGGCACAUAGCAUGGUGUUCAGUGGACCAGGUCCCAUCUCCCCAGGGAAGGGAGAGGUGAAGAGCUGGCUGCCUCCUUGAUAUUGGCAUACAGCAAGUCCAAAGUCUUCCUCUCCCUGGCUGGACAGUCCACAUACUGACUGAAUGCCGUCAGGGUGUUGUCCAUAUUGACGUGGUUGAAAUCCGCUGAGAUGGUGAUGAGAGCACUAGGAUGAGACGCCUGUAGCGCCGCGACUGCUCCGUGGAUGACGUCACAAGCAGUUGUCGGGUCGGCGGACGGGGGGGAUGUAAACAGUUAUUACAAUGGUGUGUGAAAACAUGGUCCCAAAGCAACAUUUGCUCUCUUCAAGCUUGGUCCAGGAGGAGAAGUCUGUUGCUGUAAAUGUGGAGCAGAGUGUUCUUCAUGUCACUUUAUACUGUGACCUCGUCGGAAAGGUGAUAUACAUAAUAAAAUAAAAACAAUUAUUCUUGAACGACCAACAACAGGUUCCCCUUGCUAUUCAAAUAACUGAUGUCUUCUCUCAAGCUUCAGGCCCGGUCUCCAACAUAAACUCUUGGCUACUGAAGAGUGUUCUAUCCCCAUGAUCAGCAAUAUUCCAGUCAAGGAGGAAGUUAUUUAUCUGGGUAUUCACAUUAUUAAGGCUCAAACAAUGAGAACUUUGAGCUUCUUUUUCAAAAGGCAAUGAAGUGAAUGGCUUGUUUCAGAGCUCUCUCACUGAGGUCUACUGACCAAGGCAGAGGGCGUCUCUCCACUGGUUCAUGCUGCAUUCACCCUUCAUCUUGACAAUGCGCUUCUGAAAGAAACUGAUAAAAUCAUUUUCAAUUUCAUUUGGAAAAUCCGGCGACAUUAUAUAUAUUUGAAGACGUCAGUAACGCUGGCCUUAAUGUUUCAGACUUCACUACUUUAAUCCACACAUGUAAAAUGAAUUGUCUGAAGUGAUGUAAUCAUAAUCCAAACUCUAAUCUGGAAUAUCAUUCCUCUCUGGUUGUUUUCAAGUGUUGGAGGUUUAAAUUUCUUCAUGGUUUGCCAUGACCACAUUGAUAUAAUCCCCAUAAAAUGAUCUGCUUUUCAUGGCCAGGCCUUCUUGUCAUGGUCUCUCAUCUCCAAGCACAAUUUUCUCCACAUAGUUAAGUUAUCUGGAAUAACAAGGAUAUUUGAGUAAAACAAAAGAGUGUCUUCCUGCCACUUUGGUCAUUUGGUGCUAUAUCUCCCAGGAUGUGCACGUUACUUAAACAUCAACAAGAAUUGCUGCAGGGAAGAUAGUACCCCCAUUGAAUACAUUUGCUGGUAGGACUUGUUUAAAAAACUAUUCAAAGAUCAACAAAUCAGAUGGUGGUUUAUUUCAGAGAGACAUCUGAAGCUCGCCACACAGUGUCUGUUAUUGGAGACAGUUUGAGGACGAACAAUGGAAGAAGGUCUGACUGUUGCCCCAUUGAGAAACAACACAGUGAGACAAGUCUCUUUUAAACGUCUUCAGAAAAUAUAUCCAAGCAAAGACUUUGGUAAAGAUUGUUUUCAAAAACAUGUUGAUACCACCUGUCAUUUUUGUGAAUCUUCAUCUGAGUCACCAGGACAUCUCAUCUGGCUUUGCUCUGCUGUCAAGAGUUUCUGGCAGCAGCUUUGUGAUUUCAUCGACGACAAAAUAAUGAUUGAUUUUCAAAUGUUUUGGAAACAUCUUGUGUUUGUCUGGCAUCACAAUUUACUGCCAGAAUAUCUGAUUGUGAACCAUAUAAUAAUUCUAGCCAAAUUCCAUAUUCAUGAAUCUAAAUACAGCAGGAAAAUAAACCCUCCUCAAUUGGAUUUUUAUUGAGACUCAACAAUUCUUCAAUUCCAUAAAACAUUCAACUAAACAGAAGACAUGUAAGAUCAUUGACACUUGCUUUCAACUUUUUUUUUAUUUAUAAAAAUAUAUAUUUCUACACAUUUUUUUUCAUAAACACACACCAUAACCCCUUGUGUUUUGUCAUACUCUGUUUUAUUUUUUUUUAUGUAUUU